UUGAACCUCAUUCAGAUACGCGUCAACUCCUUUUGUAAGCAUAUUCAAUUUCCUUCUCUCGUCUUUCUCUGUUUCCUACCUUCUUUUGAGUUCUGGCUUCACGAGAACACUGUUGCACAACUGACAUAUCCAUGUGAAGAAAUAGAUUUUAAAAACCCAGUUUCUCCGUAGAUUUCUGUGAGAAAGUUGACCUUAAUAAAGAUGGAGUCUCAGCACAAGAGUAGCCUGCUGAUCCUCAUUAUGGUGGGGGUAAUCUGCUUAUCAUUUCUCCAUGAAUUGCAGGCAGUCCCUGUUACUAGAACCCUCAGCUUGGCAGAUCAUGAACACUACUUCAGCAAUGGUCAGAUGGUUGAAGAUGAGAAAUGGUGGGUAGGUACAGAUGAACAAGUUAUCCAGGGGCGAAGUGACAUUGAAAGCCUGGACUAUCCCCCAUCUGGUGCAAAUCAUAGCCAUGAACCAGGAGGUGGCUCAAAGCCACCUAUAAAGAACUCACCAUAGAUGGCAUGCAUGAAUGCAAGCUUGAAUUUCCAGAACUUAAGGCUGUCUGUUUAUUCUGCAUUAACCAGUCAUUACUAUGUAUAUGCAUGGAUGAAGCUCUAGUGCACUAUUACUUCUAUAGAAAGAUUAAUCCGUAUCUAUAUAAUUGUAGCUUGAGUGCCUCAACUGAAAACUAAGCAUCUUUGAAGAUUGUUAAGGAAGAGUAGUCUGUCCACAAAGUAUAACAUAGCAUGGUUUUGUAGUAGCAAUUCUACUUGCACAUUUAUGUGUAGGUACUCCAAAAUACGCUUGCACCAAGUACUCGAUGAAUGAACACUUGUUUCUUUGUGGGUUUUGUGUGAGUAAACUAAUCCUAUUUGUUAAGCAGGACUUGGGCUUAAUGUUGGGGUUAAUGUGUUUUGGAACUUGGGCAAAAAUAUAUGAAAAGUAUAUGAGAAAAUAAAUGUAUUUAGCUUAUUGAAUAAAUAAUAUAUGUUGUUGGUGAAGAUUCUAAAAUUUAA
Cryptomeria japonica (Japanese cedar) is the source of this 998-nucleotide messenger RNA. RefSeq lists its product as uncharacterized. The record is from RefSeq and is a predicted model, not a curated record. Bases 202 to 498 code for a protein of 98 amino acids. The transcript has 3 exons. Lineage: Eukaryota; Viridiplantae; Streptophyta; Pinopsida; Cupressales; Cupressaceae.